Molecule: messenger RNA, 536 nt
Organism: Hordeum vulgare subsp. vulgare (domesticated barley)
Lineage: Eukaryota; Viridiplantae; Streptophyta; Magnoliopsida; Poales; Poaceae
Exons: 2
Coding region: 136-438 (100 amino acids)
Source: RefSeq, a predicted model, not a curated record
CGUCCACCGACGCCCGAGGUCGCAAUAGCCGCGUGUUGUCGUGCAUGCGUGCAUGGACCGUGUGUGCUGACUGCUGCCGCGCGUGCGUGGUCGCCGCUAUGUGCAGUCGCAGGGGUCAGAUGUUGUCGCGCGCGCAUGGUGGCCAUCGGCCGCCGGGCGUGCAUGUUGCAUGUGCGCUGUGGACGCCGCUGCGUGCAGCUACAGAAUUCGAGCACAGCCGCCGCCUGUUACCCCCCACAUAUGCUGGCCGCAUGGGCGUCCAAGGCCAAUGGAGGUCGCCGCCUUCAGCUAGCCGUGCCGCCUUCAACGCCUCUAUCAAUUUCUCCACAAUGUCUUGCAGAUUAUUUUGUGUAUAUGCCUACAAGGUGCUCGAUGAAAAUCCAACUAGGCUACAGGGGAAGAUCACUUCCUUUUUAUGCUUUUCUAUGUACUCAAUAAUUCUUUCUUCUUUUCUGAAAUUUAGCUGCAGCUAUAUAGCCAAUGAUAACUUACAGUACAAUAUAUAUGGCUUGCACGUAUCAUAUAUCGCUUCUCUA